AUGGAUCACUGUGCCAUGGCUCACAAAACUAUUCCAAUUUUGAGACGGAACACGUCCACUACCUCCUCUCAAUGCUCGGAUAGCGUUGCUGGACAGGUACUUGACCCACAUGAUAGAGCUGAGCAAGGACUUUACAAGGGCUCGGCAGGGCUAUCUAGCAAUGAUUUGAGUGGGCCAUCCGAAGUUCCUGAGAAGCCGCUUCCUUUUCGAUGUUCGGUUGAUGAUUCGGCGAGCACACUCGCCGGGUCUGUUGGUGAGAGUUUGUAUAAGAGGUUCAGCAAUAAACAAUUGCCAGAACAAUCCAAUGUCAAGAAAAAUACUGGGUGGGUUUCAAGAAUAUUGGGCCCCCUGUGCAGACUCAUCACCCAUCCUGCCAGGGUUCAGCAACGAUCGAAUCGAACGAGUCACGAUGAUUUCAAAGCAGGCUACGAUAAAUUCAGACUUGACAGCUUUGACAAAUACCCUGAUGGAUGGCCGAGAGUAACAGCUUUCGCGGAUAGUUGUGACUCUUUCAGCAACUUUCGUAGAUUCAGCUAUUGGCACACAAGACUUCUGUUUCUUCGUAUGAGCAGUAUCACAGAACUCGAAAGAGAAAUUGCUGCGUUAGACAAAAGAGAUAGCGAAGGGGGGCCAGAAAAUGAUCACCGGUUGAAGAACAGGUACUAUAGGGACGAUCCCAACGAUCCAAAAAGGAUUGCGGAGGACAAAAUGGAAGAAGAGUUGAUCAAGUACGACGCGCUCCUACUCAACCAUGAAAAACUAAAGAACAUGCGACCCACACCUGCCCAAGAUCAUGAUAGUCUCUUCAAAUUCUUCUAUUCAAAUAAACCACUGGAUACUGAGGAGUUCGAUUUCAUCAAUGAGCCUACCGAUUGGAUCUCGGUUGUCAAGCACCAACGUCAAAUAUUUGAAGAAUUGGUCAAGGAAAAGCUGUCCCAAUGGCCGAAAUCAUUCUUAAUGAGAUUUUGUAGCUCAUCGAACUCAGUCCUCUCCAGCACAGCCGACGAGAAAGCAGUCUACAUAAACUCAACAAAAGUAGCGGCACUUUCAAAGUUAAUGCUCGUUUUCUUCACCCUCGCUCUUCUUCUAUGCCCUGUUAUCCUAUUUCUGUUGACCUCUAUGAGUCGAUGCGCAAUGGCUCUUGUCGUCCUUAUAUUUGUUUUCAUUUUCAGCAGUGGGAUGAGUGCUUUGGCCGAGGUUACUGUGCAAGAGAUCUUCAUAGGCUCCAGCACUUAUUGUGCUGUUCUCGUUACCUUUCUUGGCAACUUACAACAAGCUCGGCCGCCCGACGCUUAA
Messenger RNA from Glarea lozoyensis ATCC 20868, 1296 nucleotides. RefSeq lists its product as uncharacterized. Bases 1 to 1296 code for a protein of 431 amino acids. The transcript is spliced from 5 exons. NCBI's taxonomy places the organism in Eukaryota, Fungi, Ascomycota, Leotiomycetes, Helotiales, Helotiaceae. The record is from RefSeq and is a predicted model, not a curated record.